This is a messenger RNA of Mirounga angustirostris (Northern elephant seal), 4776 nucleotides long. It is a transcript of the gene USP40, whose product is annotated as ubiquitin specific peptidase 40. Gene Ontology annotation, molecular function: cysteine-type deubiquitinase activity. Gene Ontology annotation, biological process: protein deubiquitination. Lineage: Eukaryota; Metazoa; Chordata; Mammalia; Carnivora; Phocidae. The record is from RefSeq and is a predicted model, not a curated record. Gene Ontology annotation, cellular component: nucleus; cytosol. The coding region runs from base 15 to 3689 and encodes 1224 amino acids. The transcript is spliced from 31 exons.
GCUCUAGUUUCACAAUGUUUGGGGAUCUCUUUGAAGAAGAUUAUUCCAGUGUGUCAAGUUAUCAGUAUGGAAAAGAGAAGAAAUUAAAGACCAAAGCUGUGGAGCCACCGGCUCCUAGAGAAUUCACCAAUUUAAGCGGAAUUAGAAAUCAGGGUGGAACCUGUUACCUCAAUUCCCUUCUUCAGACUCUUCAUUUCACACCUGAAUUCAGAGAAGCUUUAUUUUCCCUUGGCCCAGAAGAGCUUGGUUCAUUCGAGGAUAAGGAUAAACCUGAUGCAAAGGUUCGGAUCAUACCUUUACAGUUACAACGGUUGUUUGCCCAGCUUCUGCUCUUAGACCAGGAUGCAGCAUCCACAGCAGACCUCACUGACAGCUUCGGGUGGACCAGCAAUGAGGAAAUGAGGCAACAUGAUGUGCAGGAACUGAAUCGAAUUCUCUUUAGUGCUUUGGAAACUUCUUUAGUCGGGACCUCCGGCCAUGACCUCAUCAAUCGUCUGUAUCAUGGAACCGUUGUUAACCAGGUUGUUUGUAAAGAGUGUAAGAAUGUCAGUGAAAAGCAGGAAGACUUCUUAGAUCUAACAGUAGCAGUCAAAAAUGUGUCAGGUUUGGAAGAUGCCCUCUGGACCAUGUAUGUAGAAGAGGAAAUGUUUGACUGUGACAACUUAUACCACUGUGGGACUUGUGACAGGCUGGUUAAAGCUGCGAAGUCGGCCAAAUUACGUAAGCUGCCUCCCUUUCUUACUGUUUCAUUAUUAAGAUUUAAUUUUGAUUUUGUGAAGCGUGAACGAUACAAGGAAACUAGCUGUUACACGUUCCCUCUCCGGAUCAAUCUCAAGCCUUUUUGUGAACAGAAUGACUCGGACGACUUGGAGUAUGUCUAUGACCUUUUCUCAGUUAUUGUACAUAAAGGUGGUUGCUAUGGAGGACAUUACCACGUGUAUGUUAAAGAUGUCGAUCAUCUGGGAAACUGGCAAUCCCAGGAGGAAAAAAGCAAACCAGAUGUGAAUUUAAAAGAUCUCCAGAAUGAACAAGAGAUUGACGAUCCACUGAUAAUUCUGAAAGUGAUCUUACUACAGGAGGAGAAUAAUGUAAUUCCUGUUGAUCACCUGGGCCAGAAACUCUUGAAAAAGAUAGGAACGUCUUGGAACAAGAAGUACAAAAAACAGUAUGGACCACUGCGAAAGUUCUUACAGCUUCAUUCCCAGGUAUUUCUACUCAGUUCAGAUGAAAGUACAGUUAGUCUAUUGAAGAACGGUUCUCUCCAGGCUGAGUCUGAUUUCCAAAGGAAUGAUCAACAUAUUUUCAAGACACUUACUUCAGAAUCCCCAGGAUUAAAUGAUAGAACCUCCUGUCCCCACUGGUUUGACAUAAAUGAUUCCAAAGUCCAACCAAUCAAGGAAAAAGAUAUUGAACGGCAGUUUCAGGGUAAAGAAAGUGCCUACAUGUUGUUUUAUCGGAAAUACCAGUUGCAGAGACCCCCAGAAGCUCGAGCUAAUCCAAGAUACGGGGUUCCAUGUCAUUUGCUGAAUGAAAUGGAUGCAGCCAACAUUGAACUGCAAACAAAAAGGGCAGAAUGGGAUUCUACAAACAAUAAUUUUGAGUUGCAUCUCCACCUGGGCCCUCAUUAUCAUUUCUUCAAUGGGGCUCUGCACCCAAUUGUCUCUCAAGCAGAAAGUGUGUGGGAUUUAACCUUUGAUAAAAGGAAAACUUUAGGAGAUCUUCGACAGUCAAUAUUUCAGCUGUUAGAUUUUUGGGAAGGAGAUAUGAUUCUUAACGUGGCAAAGUUUGUACCAGCAGGACUUCAUGUUUACCAGAUGCUUGAUGGGGAUGACCUGAUGCUGUGUGAAAUGGAGAUUGCAGACGGGGAAGACCUCUUUGUAUGGAAUGGGGUGGAGGUUGGUGGCAUCCAGAUUCCAACCGGGAGUGACUGUGAACCUCUGCUCUUAAAUGUUCUUCAUUUAGCAACAAGCAGCGAGGGGGAAAAGUGUCAGCAGUUGGUAGAGUCUCCACACGUCUUUCCAUCCAAUGCAGAAGUGGGUGCUGUGCUCACUGCCCUGGCUGUGCCCGUGGGUGUCCUCUUCGUCAGCGCCACGGACCCUGCCGGGGAAGAGAACUGGGUCGCUGUUCCCAAGGAAGACCUGAAGAAGACGUUCAGAGAGCAGGGCCUCGGGAACAAGAGCUCGGUUCUCGUUCAGGAUUCUAGAGAUAACAGUUUGUUGCUCAAACAAGGGAAAUGGUUCGCUGGUAUGAAUGAGAUCAACUGGCUCCAAGUUCAAAAUUUAUGUGAAUUCGAAUCCGAAGAGAAGCAAGUUAAAAUAUCAGCAACUGUGAACACAGUGGUGUUUGAUCUUCGAAUUAAAGCCAUAAAGGAACUAAAAUUAAUGAAGGAACUAGCUGAGAACAGCUGUUUGAGACCUAUUGAUAGAAAUGGGAAGCUGCUUUGUCCAGUGCCAGACAGUUACACUUUGAAGGAAGCAGAACUGAAGAUGGGGAGUUCACUGGGACUGUGUCCUGGAAAAGCGCCAACUUCCUCUCAGCUGUUCCUGUUUUUCACUGUGGGGAGUGAUGUUCAGCCUGGUACAGAGAUGGAGAUCAUAGUAGAAGAAACAAUAUCUGUGAGAGAUUGUUUGAAGCUCAUGCUGGAGAAGUCUGGCCUACCGGGAGACACGUGGCAUUUACGAAAAAUGGAUUGGUGUUACGAAGCUGGAGAGCCUUUAUGUGAAGAAGACGCAACCCUGAGAGAACUUAUGAUAUGCUCUGGAGAUACUUUGCUUUUAAUUGAAGGAAAACUUCCCCCUCCGGGUUUCCUGAAGGUGCCCGUCUGGUGGUACCAGCCUUGGGGGCCCACGGGUCACUGGAAGAGUCAUCCGGACCAGAGGACCGGUACCCCUUCUCCAGGUGGGGUCUGGAGGGCUGCUUCCACCCAAGGCGCUCCUGGUGACCUGCACGGGGAGGUUUCCCUCCGCUACUUGGGGGACCUCGAGAUCUCCGAAGAUGCCACCGUGGCAGAGCUGAAGUCCCAGGCCAUGACCUUGUCCUCCUCCUCGGAGUUCGUCAUCCCCUCCCCAGCCUUCCUCAGAGCCUGGACCGUGGAGAGCCAGCGCCCCGGCAGGCUUUUACGAACCAACCGGCAGCAGCUCAAGGAAUACAAACUGGGAAGGAAAACUGAGAUCUGCUUAGAGCUCCUUCAGAAAGAAGAAAAUUUGGGCCCCCAGGACGUGGUGCUAAGGACGCAGAUGCGCCUCCCCGGCGAGAGGGCCUACGCCCCGUGCGUGGACCUGGUGUGGGACACGGCCCGAGGCUGGACGGCUGGCUCCCUGAGGCAGCGAGUCGCCCACUUCUGCUCUCUUCCCGUGGAGAAGAUUGAAAUUGCCAAGUACUUCCCCGAAAAGUUUGAGUGGCUUCCGAUAUCGAGCUGGAACCAGCAACUUACCAAGAGAAAAAAGAAGAAAAAGCAAGAUAAUUUGCAGGGGGCGCCUUAUUACUUGAAAGACGGAGACACAAUUGGUAUUAAGAAUCUCCUGGUUGAGGAUGACGAAGACUUCAGUACAGUCGCAGAUGACCUGGGAAAGAAAAGCCAGGAAGCCCUUCGUGUGCAGAGCAGUGACCUUUCCUCCAAUGCCAGGACGCCCGGCCGGCCCCGUGCCCCAGAAGCUUCUCUCUCCAUCCACGUGGGGAGUUUCAGAUAGCGCGGGGGGCGUGCGGGCAGGCGUGGCGGUUUUCUGCCUUCUGCAGACACGGACUCCGAGUCCUGCCCUUGGUCACCAGCAGGGGCCUCCCCAAGUGCACGUUAUCCAGGGGCUGACCCCGACCCCGGCCGCCGUUCGUAGAGGAAAACUCGCUAGUUUUGCAUUAACCGCGGGCACGGAUAAAAUGGCACAGCGCUGAGCCCGGACCCGUCUGCCGCGUGAAGCCCCCACGUUGCCCCUUCCGGCCUUACCCUGCUCGCGGGAGGCCUGGGGGCCUGAGCGGACGACGGCUCCCGGCGGGCGGGCUGUUUGCGGCCCCUCGGCGCGCCAGCCCCCUGCGGUCUGGGUGGAGACGGGCUCUGAAGCCCCCGCCGCCUUUCCCGCUGAAGGACGGGGACGCGCGGCUCGGCGCGUCCUCGGCUGCAGCUGCGCGGCCGGCGGCCGUGACCGCAACCCUCGGUGCCUGGAGGCCCGGUGGGGGCGGCCGAGCCAGCGCGGCCUGAGUCGCCUCCGCGCCGGAGGCAAGACGUACACCGGACGGUGUUCCUCCCCCCAAGCACGGCGCGCGCCUGUUCCCGGGCCGGCCGACGGCGCCGGGGCGGGCGGGGGGGGGCUCGCGGCCUCAGAGUCCGGCCGGGCCGCAAGCAGGGCUCCUGGCGGGGAGCCCUUCGCUCUCCUAGGCCGGGCGAGGCUUCCGAGCCGGCAGGACAGCCGUGCGCCGGGGUCCCGGCCGCGCCACGGCCCCGGCGGGCGCGGUGCGCGUGGUGGCGCCCCGGGUUGAAGGGCCGCGGCCGCGGGGGGCGGGGUGCAAGCCGCCCGGUGCCUUUGCUCUGAGCGAAGCCCCUCGGUCUGCCCCUUCGCCUUACGGAGGCCGCGCCUCCAAGGACCCGGCCGGGAGCCUCGGGCGGCUCUGCGCGCCUUCGCUGUGGGCAGGGGGGGGGCCUCGGGGGGCUCUAAGUUUGUUACCCCUUAGUUCCUCGGGUCGUGGCCUCCCCGUUUCUGCACCAACUGUUGCACGUUCUCCUUGGCUCCCCCCCCCGCCCCCAAGUGCACUUCAGAUGCUAAAUAAACGUUUAUUCUUCCGAAA